Molecule: messenger RNA, 3846 nt
Organism: Esox lucius (northern pike)
Lineage: Eukaryota; Metazoa; Chordata; Actinopteri; Esociformes; Esocidae
Gene: tmem119b
Product: transmembrane protein 119b
Exons: 2
Coding region: 297-1187 (296 amino acids)
Biological process (GO): positive regulation of osteoblast differentiation; positive regulation of osteoblast proliferation; positive regulation of bone mineralization
Cellular component (GO): plasma membrane
Source: RefSeq, a predicted model, not a curated record
GGGGAGGAGGGGAGGAAAAGACAGGGGAGUGGUAACAGAGGGGAAAGGAGGGAUUUGUCCUGAUGGCAAAGACCUUUAAGUAAUUUUUUUCCUUCUGUGCUGGUCAGAGAAUCCUUCGGUCUGAAAUCCGAAACUGUAGAAGUUACUUGUUGGAGGAGGUGAGCAGCCACGUUUUUUCUUCUUGUUCUCAGCACAUUUUUUCCAGCCAUUUUCCUCAAGCUCUCAAGCAUCCACAGCUCAAGAGCUUUUUCUGUGUGACCACUUCUGGGAGCGGCGCUACAGGAGACAACGUUUCAAUGGCGCUCCAUCUAAUUGGCCUGUCUGUGACGCUCUGGUCCAGCCCUAGUCAAGCCACACCCCUCUGGUUAAACAUGUCACUGGAGGGCAGUGCAGAAGCGGAGGACCAGGACAGCCUUAUUCCCAACCUGUCCACAACAGCCACCGUUGGCCCCGCCUCAGAAUCUUCAACAACCUUAGACGGUUCCACCCACGUAGAGCUCUCCCUGCUCGACCAAAUGGUUCAAUUCCUGCAGGACAACAUGCUCCUCAUCAUGGUUGCUUCCAUCCUCUUCAUCACUAUCUUCCUCAUCCUCUGCUGUGCUUGCAUCAUGAGCCGCAAGCGGAAAGUCAAUGCCUACUACCCCUCGUCCUUCCCCUCUAAAAUGUAUGUUGACCAGAGGGACAAGAGAGGAGAUGCCAAGCUCUUCAACGAGGUACCAGAGAGACUCUGCAACAAGGAGCAGGCUGAGCCAAUGGACUCCAGCAAACAACUCCAAGAGGACAUCAUGAGGGCAACCAAGAACCUCCGCACUCCUUCCAAACCUUCCCUGGUAAGGCAACAAGAAAAGGACAUCACACCAAUAGCUGUAGCCAAAACACCUGAGGUGACUGUGCCGGCUGAGGGGGAAUACACAGAGAAUGUUAAUGAGCCGUCAAAUCCACCGCCAGAGCCGAGCGAGGACGAGGGAUGCCAGGUUUCAGACAGUGAGGCCCAACCGAUGAGCUGCCCCGGGCAGCCAGAGACCCUUCCAGAAGAGACAGGCCUAAAAAUGGACGACGAGUCACUCACAGGAGCUCAGACUACAUUUGUCCCUGAACAGUUACAGGCCAAGCAGGAAGAUGACAGAGAGGACACCACCGUCACACAGUCAAUUCAGUUGAUCACUGGGGAAAAAACUGCAUUUUAACCAUGGUGGACAGUGGAUUUGAUUUAAUUGGUUUGUACACAUAAGUGACAAUUUUUUCAGCAAUCUGUGCUAUAUCCCUCUCUUAGGAUUCACCUAACAAUGUCUAUUUAGCUGUAUGUAAUCAUGAUAUACUGUUUAACCUGUUAACCCCUUAUCCUAACCCACUCUCUAAAGGGUAUAUUAUGUAACCCAGGCUGCCCUCAACCAAGCGACACUAUGUAACCUGACUAUACACCCAUAUAUUUAAUUUUUUCAUUUGUACAAAGGACAAAUUAAUGUUCCUGCCUUUGUUUUUGCCUCUCUUGCAUUUUUUGAUUGGUUAGUAAGGUGAUGAACCUAAGCUGAAGAUUCUGCUAAAUUGGAGAUUGCUUGGUAUAUUCAAAGACCAUCAGAGUGCUUGGAAUAUCAACUUGAACCCAGAAGGGCCACACUAGUGAAAAUUAGAACAAAUAUCAGUUUAGGUUUUAAUUUCAGGAUUAGCCAAUUAAAAUGCUUGACACGGUCAUGUUAUAGAAUGCUACAUUGUAGCUCAGAUAUCCUGGCAUUUGAUAGCCUAACAACAUGGCAGUGAUUAUUUACUGUUUUAGCUCAUUCACUUCUGUUUUAUUUCACCUUUAUUUAACCAGGUGAGCAGAUUUACAUUAACAAUCUGACCGAAGGCAUAACAAUUUCAAGACGAAACACAGUUAUACAUACAUUUUUGGUGUCAUUGUGGUAAACUAAACGUAUUUACGGAGGUGAAUUUAAGCAACAAGCCUGCAAAUUAUAUUGCCGAAUACCUGUCCUGGCAGGAUGGUCAUUUACACAAAAACAUGUUUUGCAGUGUGUGUAAAGGAUGCUUUGUUGCGAAUUAGAAACCAAUUCUGGAUUUGACUUCAGACUGGAGAUUAAGCCUGGAGGUUAAGAUUGGAGGUUUAGACUACAGGUUUAGACUGGAGGUGGCCUUUGUGGGUCUGGAGAGAGAAAGGUCCAACCAGAGACCAACACACGUAUAGGUAUGAACCCACUAAGAGCCAUCUGAGAAUGUUUGGGGGCCAGGCAGGUACAGGUCAUUUCAGAUUGAAUUGAGCAUUUUGUUUUACCAGAGUAGUUGGAGAUCAAGAAAAGCGUGUUGCAUGUCUUUCAAUGUGUUGAAGUUUGGUCAGCACAGUGUUAAACAAGGGGCCAGAUGUAUACAAGGCAGUGUUGUUUAACGUGGUUAGUAUAGUUUAUCAUCUUUAAAUAUUUACAUUAACAGACUUCCAAAAAAUAUCACCCCACCACUUCUUUUAAACAGCCGAGGUAUGGGUCAGUACAACAACUGUGGAACAGAUAAACAGAGCUAUGGAUGACGGUCCUGUCUUAAAAUGAAGGCCAUUCCGAGACAAGUUCUGUUCUAUCUGUGUCCCACAGACACGACAACUAUCACCUUACCAUCACAUUACUGUAUCUGGUUGACUGUACCUAAGGCACUUUCAGUGUUUUGACACUUAGCUGCACCACACCACCCCAAUUAGCCUAACCGUCGCCUUUUAAAUGUGUAAACUUGUUUUUUAGGUUUUAAUGUGUCCUGACUGUGUGGACAGCUGUUUUGGACAGGGCUCUUUUAAGAGAGAUUUUCAAUCUCACUGACACUUGCCAGGAAAAGUAGAUGAAGUUAGAUAAUAUAAAAUCAAUGAGAACAAAUUAAUCACUUUAAGAUCAUUUUUUAGAUCUAAGUAAUGAUGAAGAAAAAGAAAACCAGCAGGCUGCGGACAUCGUAAGGUAAGACUCGAGUAGCCCUAUUAUACGCUUUUGUUCACAGUCCAGAAAUCAGUUCACAGUCCCGGGAAGGACCUUCCAAACAGUGACGUCACAAACUCACAUGACCGUACCCUGCUAGCAACUUAAAGACGCAGCCUAGGAUUCAGCAAUUUCUCUAAACCUCCCGUUUAGGCCUGGAUGUUAAAUGUUGUUUAUAUGAGUAAAAUCUAUAAGCAGAAUAAAUAUCAUACCUCAGUCAGCCAUGACGUUCCGGCUCAAAAGCGCCAUAUUCAUAACCACUGGCCCAAAAUCGCAGGCUGCAUCUUUAACAGGUCACGAUAGAGAAAGAAAUGCAUGAGUAGCAGAGUACGAACACAACGCUGAGGAAAACGUUUCGCAUCACUCUCUGUGCUGAACUGUCUUACAUAGAGGCACUAACGCUAGUAAACUAUAUCAAAUAGUGUAUGGCUUUCUUCAUUAUUUUUUCAGGGUUGUGAUGAUUAUGAAAUAUUGGGUACAAUUUGUCAUUCAAGUUUCAAAGGUUCCUGCGGUAACGUCAAUUUGUUUGUGCCUCAGUAAUGCAAAAGUGUACAUACUGGCCAAGAGAGAUUCAGGGGUAAACCGCUUCGUCUGGGGCACAACACCACAGGUUGCGUUGAUUCCAGCCUACUGCAAUCUCAGCAAUCCUCUCCAUCCUUUAUUAAUGAAGCAAGACAUUACCAAACACAUUUUACCCUAUAAAAUACAAAUGACAAAAAAACUUGUAUAAUAUACUAUAUGUAUAGACACUCAAAAAGGAGGAUAAACACCUAAGAUGUAUUAAGAUUAUUGUCUGUAAUUGUCUGUUAGAACCUAAAUAUUAUGUCCUAUAACUUACCUUAACCUACCUGCGAUUCAGCAGAAAUGUCUUAAUCAGUAACAGCAUAACACAUGGAUU